Molecule: messenger RNA, 608 nt
Organism: Thunnus maccoyii (southern bluefin tuna)
Lineage: Eukaryota; Metazoa; Chordata; Actinopteri; Scombriformes; Scombridae
Product: phospholipase A and acyltransferase 4-like
Exons: 5
Coding region: 63-608 (181 amino acids)
Biological process (GO): N-acylphosphatidylethanolamine metabolic process
Cellular component (GO): cytoplasm
Molecular function (GO): glycerophospholipid phospholipase A1 activity; A2-type glycerophospholipase activity
Source: RefSeq, a predicted model, not a curated record
AUUGCCUAAAUUGAGCCGAAUAUGUAAAUUAGGUAAAGAUUAAAUUUCUUCUUCAUGUUUGGAUGUCUGAACACAGGAACACUGGUACUGAUCACUCUCCUCCUUUUCCUGCCUGUUUCCCACACACAGCAGCUGUCAAAAUGGAUGCUAAUGAGCCAGAACCAGGUGACUUGAUAGAGUUCUCCUGUGGUGUCUAUAAGCACUGGGCUGUGUACAUUGGUGAUGGGGAUGUUGUUCACUUGGUUACCCCCGACAUAAGCAGUUCAGCGGCUUCAUCAACUGUGUCAGGAGGUUCUGUGAGGGGCCAAGUCAAGAAAAACAAACUCAAAGAUGUGAUCAACGGAAAGGAUUGGAAAAUAAAUAACCUACACGACCACAAGUGGAAACCCAGGCCAAAGCAGAAAAUUGUGAAAGAUGCCGUUUUGUGGGUGGGUGAGGCUGUGGAGUACAGUGUCACCGACAGGAACUGUGAGCACAUCGCCACCUUGUGCCGUUAUGGCAAACCUGAAUCUCGUCAGGCAGAGAGGCUGAAGAUUGCAGGCGCUGGAUUUGUAAUGGCAGUUAUUGUAGGAGCUCUGUUCCACGUGUUUAAGAAACAUCUUACAUAA